This is a messenger RNA of Canis lupus familiaris (dog), 1093 nucleotides long. RefSeq names its product eukaryotic translation elongation factor 1 epsilon 1 (gene EEF1E1). Gene Ontology annotation, cellular component: cytoplasm; aminoacyl-tRNA synthetase multienzyme complex; nucleus. The coding region runs from base 16 to 471 and encodes 151 amino acids. The transcript is spliced from 4 exons. Gene Ontology annotation, biological process: positive regulation of DNA damage response, signal transduction by p53 class mediator. The record is from RefSeq and is a predicted model, not a curated record. Lineage: Eukaryota; Metazoa; Chordata; Mammalia; Carnivora; Canidae.
CUUCCCUCCCAGCCAAUGGGGGGAGAGCCUUGCUGUCCUGGUCCCGCCCCUGCCAGCAGCUCCUGCCGGAAGAUGGCGGCGGCCGCGGAGUUGACGCUGUUGGAGAAGUCCCUGGGGCUGAGUAAGGGGAACAAAUACAGCGCUCAGGGCGAGCGCCAGAUUCCAGUUCUUCAGACAAACAAUGGUCCGAGUCUAACAGGACUGACAACUAUAGCAGCUCAUCUUGUCAAGCAGGCCAACAAAGAAUAUUUGCUUGGGAGCACUGCAGAAGAAAAAGCGAUCGUUCAGCAGUGGUUGGAAUACAGGGUAACUCGAGUAGAUGGACACUCCAAUAAAGAUGAUAUCCGCACUCUGUUGAAGGAUCUUAAUUCGUAUCUUGAAGAUAAAGUGUACCUUACAGGAUAUAACUUUACCUUAGCAGAUAUCCUAUUGUACUACGGACUUCAUCGCUUUAUACUCUCCAGCUCUUAGCACAAUGCAUCAUGCAACCAAAUGCUUACCGAGAUCAGCAGGACUUUGCAGUCUCUCCCUCCUGUAUUUCCUGUUUCAGGUUGUAGAUCAUUGUAAUGCUAUCUUUAGUUUUAUACUUCAGUAUGAUUAACUCUAAAAUCAUCUUAUUUGAAUGUGAAGACAGUUCAAGUAGAGCUGAUAUAAUCUGAUCGAACCAGCCUCCUUUUAUUCCAUUCUAGAUUCAACAUAUUUUAGUCACUUUUUUGAAUGUAGAAUGGUGACAUGGCACGUUUUAACCUCAUUUUAAAAUGCAAAAGCCUCCAAACUAAGAGUUUGCUGUUAUGAUAUCUACAUAUUUUCAUCCUGGUGACACACCUAGGAGGUAUCCAUAACCUGACUUAGAGCGUCCACUGUUAAAAGCAUGGCUACUUUCUAGGGGAGCUUAAAAAAAACUUAUAUCUAACAACGGCACCCUUGGAGACAUCUUUAAAACAUUUAAAUGUGGCAUUACUUAGUUUUAAAGCUUGCAUUAGGAGAAAUGUCAUCUCUAAUCCUAUGUAUGAUGCUGUCAGCCGGCUAGUGAAGGCCUGUUGGGACCUUCACAAGGCCUGGCUUCUUGUGACAUUGAACUCCUAUUAAGAAG